Paramuricea clavata is the source of this 4620-nucleotide messenger RNA. The record is from the annotation of a GenBank genome assembly. NCBI's taxonomy places the organism in Eukaryota, Metazoa, Cnidaria, Anthozoa, Malacalcyonacea, Plexauridae.
AUGUGCCUGUCCUAAUAGUUACAAUAAUGUGACUAUUUCCUUGUGGAAUAAAUGAAAAUGAAAUCAUAGAAAGUUAAAAGUAAAAUUUACUUUUUUUCAUUGCUCAAAUAAUUGUAACAAUAGCAUAGGAAUAUUUGCUUUUGCUUGAGAAUAUCCAAUCCAGACAUAUAGUCUAUAACUGCAAAUAUAUAUCUUUUUCAUUGAAGAUGACUACCACUGGUUUUGCUGUUGUUGAGUUUGUCGAGGAAAAGUCAGUUGAGAUAAUUUGUGAAAAAUGGAUAGAGACAUGUGAUGGGGUAAGUAUUGCAAUUUUCAGCAAUUAUAUGUAGCGGUAUGUAUGGGUGAUAAUAAAAGAAACCAUGUUACGUUGAGGAUGUCAUAUAUUUUGCAAAAGAUUGUUAAACAAUAGAACCAGCUCUAUGGUUAGUAUUUUAUAAUGCAAGGUGUCGAUUUUUUAUCUUAGGUUAUGUACAGCUACUGGCCACAGUUAAAUGCAAAAGGAAAAGCUAAAAAAGCUGUGAUCCCCGACAAAGAAUUAUGGAAGAAGUAUAAAAUAAGGGUGCUGUCAUACACAGGUAUUAAUGUAUUUUAGUAUAAUGUAUUUUAGUAUAAAACCAUGUUCUGUUUGCCCAUUCAUGCAGUUAAUCUAUAAAUCUGGUGCAAUAUUUAUUGCUACAAGCAUCAAUUAUUGUGUUGCAAAAUAACAGUAUGUGUACCUGUCUAAAUAUCUGUAUUGUCCGUAUUAGAGAGGUACAACUGUAUUUGAAUUUCAGUCGUUGUACCAUUUUCUAAUGCCUUUUAGAUAAUUUCAAGACAGCUCAAAAGCGGUUAAAAAAGCUGAAGAAACAUCAAAUGUUGAUUCAGAUUCUGAUUCAGAUGGUUGUGUAAGAACAAAGAGGUCAAAACCAAACACCCCAAGAAAGAGAAGUCGACCGGGAAGUUACCAUUAUGCUGAACUGUCGGAAUGUUACGAUGGUAAGUUUCAACCUGUGAGUUUGUUUGAAUAUUUUCCGAUUACAAAAGUCCAGUAGGAUCCUCUAGGAAUUCCAGUAGCAAAUUCAGACUUUUACUUAUACAAUAGACUAAUGACAGUAUUCCUAAAGGAGUUCCUUAAUUAAAACAUAAAAUAUUGUAACUGUACAUGUACUUUAUUCUCUCACAUAAAGGCAAUGAAACAGAUAAUGUGGCACACGAAGAAAAUUUAACACGUCCUGCUCUCACACCACUUCUUCCUGCAGCUCCCAUGUUUCCUGUUACAUCAUCCCCUGGACUAAAUAGAAAUGGAGAUUUCUCAGCUGCCCUUAUAUCGGCGGUUAACACUGUCUUUGAUUCAACACCAAGUGGUGAGAACACUCUGAAAUUGAUUAAUUAGAAGAACGAUCACAGUUCCAUGUUAACACAUUGCAGCUACUGUAACUUUUGAGAUUGCUUUUAUCUUUGCGCAGAUGUAAGCUGUGGUAGUCGUCCCUUACUCUCAAGUAUCCCUUGUACAUCUACCAGUAGUCCAAAUUAUUCAAAUUCUCAAAGACAACAUCAAAGUAAGUUUGAAAAAUCCGUCGUUGCUAUGAUUACAUAGACGCAUUGUCGAAGAGGUUAACAUACACUAUCUUUGAUCCAACUCCGGUUGGUGAGAGCACUUCUGAAUUGAUUGAUUAUAUUAGAACCAAAUCGCAGUUCCAUGUUCACUCAUUGCAACUACUAUAACUUUUGAAAUUGCUUUAUCUUUGCAUAGACGUACUUACCAGCCUGAAUAAUGCGAGCAGUGUUAGUCGUCCAGUUCACCCAAGUAUCCCUUGUACACCUAUCAGUACUCCAAAUUAUUCAAAUUCUUAUAGACAGCAUCAAAGUAAGUUUAAAAAUUUGUGCUUGUUAUGACUACGUAUUAGACGUAUCGACUACACACGUAGAAAUCUCACAUCUGCCAACAAGCUGUCAACAAGAUGUAUUCGCACUGCUUGACACAAGUUGUCAACAGGUUUGGAACAACUUGUUGACAACUUGUAACAACCUUGUCGAAAUGAUCAGACCAGUUGCAAGGUUGUUCUGACAAGUUUGUUACCGGUACAUGCUUAAAAUAAAAAGAUUGCUAAAACCUUGUAACAUCCUUGUUAUAUUAUGGCUGUGACAAACGUGUUAGCACAGUCUUGUAACAGGGCUGAUAAUACCAUCAAGCUUGUUAUAAGUUGUUACGUUAACAGCUUGUUUCACACUUGUUACAACGAAACUGGGAACAAACAUUGCGAACGCAACUUGUUGAACCGACCUGACCGCGUAGCUCAGUUUGCAGAGCAUUGGGCUAGUAUUCCAAUGGUCGUAGGUUCGAAUCCGACCGUGGCCAGGUAUAUUUUUCAAGCCUGCCCGGUGUGGAUACACACUCAGAGUAACAAUCACAUGCAUCUUAUUCACCUGAGUACACUACACCAACACAGCAGUAUCAAAACUUUAACAACUUGUUUGAAGAUUUGUUACAACUUGUGCGUUUUUACGUGUGUAACAGGUUAACAUACUGUAUACAUGCAUGAUCUUUACUUUUAUUUAUUUAUUUAACUUUGCCAAUAAACAUUAAAACACCGAAGAAACAUAUAUGGACAAUGGCAGGGAACACGCUACAGCUUACGCCAAUUACAGCAGCCCUGUACAUAUAAGAUACGACAUCACAAACACAUUAAGCUAAUAACAACACGAUACUUCACAGGACAGAUUACGGGACUUGUUACAGGACAAACAUAUUAAUUUCCAUGUUCUUGGAUCAUCCACGUCGUAGACCGUUUGUAAUGCUACUUUAUAGUACAUAAAAAGUCCAUUUUUUAAUUGACUAAGGAUGGUGUUAUUGCCUGUCAAGUUCUUAGGCAGUACAGGUUUAACACCAGUUUAUAUUUAACACCAGUGUAUUGUAAAUACAGUAGCUUUCUGCAAGCGCAAAUUUAUUUUUUUUCAAAAAUUUCAAACCAAACCACUGUGUAAUUUGUGGUUGCAUGCCCUCAUUGUUAUGCAAUUUAACUAGUACCAUUACCAAUUUUUAGAUGGAUUGAACAAAAGCACAACGAGCCUUAACAAUCAGAAUCCAGUGUUAACACAUAAUGGUAAAUCAAGUUCCACCAGACAAGAUCAACAAGACAGUAAGUUACUAUAUUUGACCACAUUAUUCAUGACCAAGACCAUGAUAUAUUUCAACAGUCCUAUGGUUAUACUUGCUCAUUUUAACUGAAUUGUAACGACAAAGCACCAAAGAAUUGUUUAUAACCGUUAUUUGUUGACAUUCCAUCACUUUCAAGGUAAAAUGUAAACAGAUGCAUUGUGGUUGACAAUGACUCUUUUUAAGUUUGUAUGGCUAGCAUGUUGCCUUUACCCUUUGUCAUAUGCUGCAUAUUUUCCUAUAUUCUUCUAUUUUGCAUAUUCUGUAGUGUGAUUUGCAUUUUGUUUGUAGUUUGUUUUGACUACGCUUAUCUGAUACGCUUUUGUAUUCAUUGAUAUAAAAGCACAGUCGUGUGUUUUCCCGAUUCCCGCUACCGACUCCCAACAAAGGACCUUCGCUCGAGAUCUCUUGUAUAUUUAGGUGCUAUUCAUGCUAUCAAAUUUGGCAUUGAAUGAAAAUUGAUUAGAAAAAAGAAAAACCUUUCUUACAUAACCUUUCUUGCUUUCCAAAUUGAUGGAAUGCAAAAGUAUUAAACCGUACCAACGCUUUGAUAUUUUUUGUUGAAUUAAAUUAGUAAUUGUAUAGUGCUUUUCCAAGUACCCUUUCAGUUACGAAACGCACGUUAUGGAGACUUGCUAAUGGUGAAAUUAUUUGUAGACUUUCAUCGAUGCGUCCUCACGAAACUGGACAUUAUGAUCGAAAAACAGGAUGAAGGUCUUUCUAUUUUGCGGAUGUUACUCGGUGCCACCAGUAAAGCUAUACUGCUAAUACAGAUGUAAUGUUAGAGGACAUAAUUCCAAGUCCAGUCGACUCUGUUGACGAUUUAAAUAAAUUGUCGUCUCGCCUUGACGAUGAUCAAGAAUUUACGAAGAAAAUGGUAAGUAUUCCUACAAAUACUAUUUUCAUUAUCCAAAGUGAAGAACGCUGUACAGAGUAUAUAUAUCUACCGGGUGGGGCAAAACAAGUAGUACGACAGUUUGACAAUAAAGUAUAAUGCAGCUCAAGACAUUAAGUUGUUGCAUGUUGUAUGUAUUAAUAUUCAAUAAGCCAUUUUUAGCUAAUUUUGUCAGUUCCAGAAAUGUUUUCACCUGUUUAAAUGCAUGUAUCUUUGUCAAUAUGGCAUCGAAAUGGGCAUGGCAUGUAUCAGGAUUUAAGUUGGAUAUCGCUGAAUGCCAAUAAACGUGUUUUAGUGCCAUUACUCUUUUAGUUUUUUAGUUCACUUACAGUACAACCACUGUGAAAUUCGACUUCAAUUAUAGUAGAAUAUAAUUCUUUUCUAACAUAUUUAUAUAUUUUAGGCAAAUUUAUUGAAUUUAUUCUUCAUUAAUCAUUAGUGAGUUUUUGAAAUAAUUUAUUAACAAAAUAUGUUUUGUGUAUUUACUGUAGUUACAAUUUAUGGAAGCUCUCUGCGGAAGCAACUGUGGGAUAAGCACUAGGAGAAUUCUUGCGAAAGUUGGCAGUAAUAAUCUGUGGUCUAAUUACAG